GGCGCUGGUGGUACGGUUGAGGUGUUUCGACAAAAAAUGAGUAUCGAAUGCAUUCUCUGCGAGCUGCAACUGCAGCUGCGCCGGUGCGGCUGAAGUAGCUUCCAACUAGCGUUAGGCCUAGGGGCCUAUAAUAUUGCUUUAUUUUCACGAUACAUAUUCAUAGUUUUUUCUCCGAUCGAAAGGAGGGGGCAGGGAACCUAACGCGCUUUCGUGUGCAUCUGUAGCUGUGUUCGACCAGGGAGUUGGUUCAAUCAACAAGAGGCAAUCACAUCAUCAGUCUACUUUAGUCUAGGCCCUACCCUAGGUCUAGGUGUCUAGACUAGCCUAGGCCUAGCCACAGAGUUGAUGUUUUUUCAGCCGAGUGGUAGUUCAGAUAGGUGGUUUUCCAGUUCAGAAAUGGUGCUAAACUAUGUACAAGUUGUUUCAAGUAAAAUUGCUGUUGUAAUCCUAUUGUGGAUUAUAAGUUGUGAAGUGUACACAUGUGAGUUACCAGAUGAUAUUAAAAUAACUGCUGAUAUUUUAGCAGACAACCAAGGAACCGAUAAUGUUGAGGUGUCAAUCUUUGAAUCUCCUGGUAUAAAACUUGGACAAGCUAAGCCGAAGCUAGAUAUUGACCCCAGGGGGUACCUACUGUAUUGUCCUUGUAUGGGGCGGUUUGGAAACCAGGCCGAACAUCUGGUUGGUGCAUUGGCAUUUGCUAAGGCUAUUGAUAGAACACUUGCAAUCCCACCAUUCAGAACAUAUGUAAAUGUACCUUUUAGUGAUUGGUUUCAACUGGAAAGGAUGCAGGAAUUCCACCGUGUGCUCACCAUGGAAGAUUUUGUGGAAAGACUUGCCCAGGAUGUUUGGCCAUCGGGAAAACGUGUCGGGUACUGUGUGUAUCCCCUAUCCAUGAAGAAGGCAGAAUGUCAAAUGAAGCAAGGGUCUCCAUUUGGACCAUUUUGGGAUUCAUUUCAUGUUGAUUUUGAUAAAAUGGACAAGUUCAGCCUGCCAGUCCAUGCUGACCUCUCAAACUCUGAUCAUGUACUGAAUACAUUGAAAGAAAAAUGGGAUAGUAGAUUUCCUCCAUCCGAGUAUCCUGUUAUAGCGCUGAAGGGCGCCCCCGCACCAUAUCCGGUAUUCAGCGGCAACCGUUUCAUUCAGCAAUACAUGAAAUGGUCCGUAACAGUCGCUAUCCAGAUGAAUGAAAUAAUUCAAAGGAUGUUCAGCGGAGAUAAAUUUGUUGCAAUACAUCUUAGAAAUGGAUUAGAUUGGGUGCGAGCAUGUGAACAUGCAAAGGGCAUAAGGCAGUUCAUGGCAUCCCCACAAUGCAACACACCAGCUGAAAGAAAUGUAACCCACGCCAUGUGCUUACCCAGUGAGCAGGACAUCUUAACAUUGACAACCAGGGCAUUAGAACAAGAGGGCGCUAAACAUCUGUACAUUGCAACAGACAGUGAAUCAUAUGAAAAACAAUUUAAAGAAAUUCUAGAACCUAAAGGG
This is a messenger RNA of Anneissia japonica, 1482 nucleotides long. RefSeq names its product GDP-fucose protein O-fucosyltransferase 1-like. Gene Ontology annotation, molecular function: peptide-O-fucosyltransferase activity. Lineage: Eukaryota; Metazoa; Echinodermata; Crinoidea; Comatulida; Comatulidae. Gene Ontology annotation, biological process: protein O-linked glycosylation via fucose; regulation of Notch signaling pathway; Notch signaling pathway. Gene Ontology annotation, cellular component: endoplasmic reticulum. The record is from RefSeq and is a predicted model, not a curated record.